UUGAAGAAGGCCAGAUUUAUAAGGACAAAAAGCUCUUAAAAUCUGCUCUAUGUUAUUAUGCUAUGAUCCACAACUUCCAAUUCAAGACAAAAAGAUCUGAACCAAGAGAGUACCUGGUAACCUGUGUGGAUGACAAUUGUAACUGGUUACUUAGAGCUUCAAAGUUCAGGAAAACAGAAACAUUUAAAGUCAGAAAGUAUGUAAAAACUCACACCUGCUCCUUGGAUAUCAUUAUGGAAGACCACAGGCAGGCUAAUUGCAAUGUCAUUGGGGAACUAAUAAAAUCAAAAUACAUGUCAAUAAAGAGAGUACACACACCACAUGACAUGAUCAACGACAUGCUAGAUGAUUUUGGUGUUUCAAUGGGGUACCAAAAAGCCUGGAGAGCAAGAGAAAAAGCUUUAGAAUUGGCAAGGGGAAACCAAGAUGAUUCAUACCAAAAACUUCCCAUCUACCUUCACAUGCUAAAAGUAUCGAACCCAGGUACAAUUACACACCUGGUUACAGACAAUACAGAUCACUUCAAAUAUAUGUACCUAGCAUUUGCAAAUUCCAUCAAAGGAUGGAAACACUGUAGGCCAGUCAUUGUGAUAGAUGGAACUUACUUGAAGACAUCAUUUGGGGGAACUUUAUUCACUGCUUCAACAAUGGAUGCUAACAACAACAUAUUCCCAUUAGCCUUUGGAAUUGGAGACUCUGAAAAUGAUUCAUCAUGGUUAUGGUUUUUCACAAAGCUAAAGGAGACAUAUGGAGAAAGAGAAGGUAUGGCAAUCAUUUCAGACAGGCAUAAAAGCAUAGAAAAUGCUAUAGACCAUGUAUACCCAAAAGCUUUCCAUGGAGCAUGCAUAUUCCACCUGUUAAACAACAUCAAAGUCAAUUUUGGUGUCCAUGGGGAGGACCUAAACCUAAACUUUGUCAAAGCAGCAAAGGCAUACAGGGUACAAUCAUUUGAGCAUUACAUGCAUGAAAUAGACAAGAUUGACACACGCAUAAGACCGUAUUUACAAAAAAUUGGAUAUUCAACUUGGUCUAGAUGCCAUGCUCCAACAAGAAGAUAUACAAUGAUGACAUUAAUUAUAGCUGAAUCAAUAAAUGCUGCAUUGAAAGCUGCAAGAACGCUGCCAAUCACUACAAUGAUGGAGGGCCUUCGAAGUUUAGUUCAAAAAUGGGUAUGGAAAAAUGGUAACGAAGCAAACGGAACAUUCACACAAGUAACAACAGAUACUGAAACUGUGCUUAGAGAAAACUUUAUUCGUGCCAUUAAAUUUCAGGUCUUCCCAGUAAACACUAUACUGUACCAAGUUGUGGUUGAACAGAAAGGAAAUUUUUUGGUCAACCUAAUGGAGAAAACAUGUGAAUGCAAAAGAUUCCAACAAGACGAAAUACCGUGUGCACAUGCAAUAGCAGUAUUCGCCAAAACACGGCUGAAAACAUAUGAUUAUGUUGCUGAUUACUACAAAACUACAACUAUGAAAGCAACAUAUGACUCAAUUGUUCAUCCAUUGCCAAAUGAAGGCGAAUGGACACUCCCAGAGACUUUAAACAUAAUUGUCCUACCACCAAAAUCAAGAAAACCACCAGGCCGCCCUAGAAGGAAAAGAAUCAGAUCUAGAGGAGAACCAAAGGUGCAAAUAAAAUGUGGAAGAUGCGCACAGCAAGGGCAUAACAGAAAAACAUGCAGGAAUGAACCAAUCCCAAAGCUGCGAAACACAACAAAGUCAAAGAAAAUAGACAAAUAA
Messenger RNA from Humulus lupulus (European hop), 1739 nucleotides. Its product is annotated as protein FAR1-RELATED SEQUENCE 5-like. The record is from RefSeq and is a predicted model, not a curated record. The coding region runs from base 63 to 1739 and encodes 558 amino acids. The transcript has 3 exons. Lineage: Eukaryota; Viridiplantae; Streptophyta; Magnoliopsida; Rosales; Cannabaceae. Gene Ontology annotation, molecular function: zinc ion binding.